Misgurnus anguillicaudatus (oriental weatherfish) is the source of this 8251-nucleotide messenger RNA. The record is from RefSeq and is a predicted model, not a curated record. NCBI's taxonomy places the organism in Eukaryota, Metazoa, Chordata, Actinopteri, Cypriniformes, Cobitidae.
UAGUUUUCUAAGAUGUUUAUUUAUGUAAAUGCUGUGUGCGCACUGCGGGUGCUGCCCCUUUAAAUCCGUUGAAGUGACGUGAGUUACCAUGGAAACGAGGCUACUAGGAACAACAGAAAGCGGCAAAGCUCCGCGUUUCUUAUGAUUUUCUUCACCUUUUCAGGUAAAUUUCGUCCCUCAAAUUACAAAAUUAAUAAUAAUAAUACACACAACUGUGGAUGACACCUAAUUGAUACGCUUUUGUUGAAUAUUUACCUAAUUGAAAUGGCUUGUGUCUUGGAGAAAAGUCCGUUAGCAUCGCAUGGCGCUAACGCUUAGCGCUUGUUUAUGAGCGAAAGGUUGGGCGAUUGAGAACAUCUAAACGUGUCUUUGGGAGGUUUUAAAAGUGUUGUAAGGGUGUCAAUGCAUUAUUGGAAGUAGGUUAAUUUGUUUAUCCUAAAAAUAUGCGAUGUUCUCACACAGUCUAUGGAUGUACUGUUACGUUAGACAGUAACUUAACAUGGGACGUCAAAAUUAGCUGAAAGUAUUACAAUCAAUGUUGUAUCGUAAACCAAUAUUGAUAAAAGUUGUUCUCUGAAUUCAGGAGUGACAAAAUAACCCCUCUAUAAUAAAAAAGAAGCUCAAGAUUUCAGCAUUUUCGAAGGGAGCUGCUGACAGAGAUGUUGAAAUCUCAGAUUUGUCCAUGCUGAUGGCCAUGCAGCAGAGUUCAAGCAAACCUGUCAGAAAGCAUCUCUAAGGGGCUAUGUGUGAACCAUAUGGCUAGUAAGUAAGACCUCAAACUUAAACACUACUGUUCAAAAGGCUGUGAUUUAUUUAUUUGACAAAAAUACAGUGAAAACAGAAAUGUUGUGAAAUUAUCACAAUUUAGAUGAGCUGUUUUCUUUGUGAAUAUGCAGUUAAGUGUAAUUUCUGUGAUGCAAAACAGAAUCUUUACUCUCACUUAUAACAAACAGAAGUCCAACUUAUCAUUUUAAGGUAACACUAAAAUAACACUAAAAUAUUUCUUAACACAACAAUCAACUUUGAUAAUAAUUGGAAAUGUUUCUUGAGCAGCAAAUCAGCGUAUUAGAAUGAACUUUGAUUGAUUAUGAGACACUGAAGACUGGAAUAAUGAUGAUGAAAAUUCAACAUUAAUCACAACUAUAAAUAAAUUACAACUUACAAUAUAUUCAUAUAAUAAAAGACGUAAAAAAAUCUGAACCUAAACCUUUGAAUGGUAUUGUAAAUUAUAGUUAUGAUGGCUUGUUCCUCCAACUUAAAGGCGCAAAAGAGGAUGUUUCCGCCGACUGAGAAUCCAAAGACCAUUACUGAGUUUUUUAAAUAAGCGCAUGUGUAAGAACAGCCUCCCUCCUUCACAGCUGAUUUCUAGGGAACGCCUUCCAAAACUCGUGCACGAGUAUUUGAACACGAGUGUUUGUUUACCACUGGCAUAUGCUGUGUCGCGUCAGUGGAUUCAUUAUGUGAAAUGAUAUGAUAAUAAACACAUAAGAUGUAAAAUUAGAUCAGUCGACGCUACUCCCAUUUCAACUAGCAUGUAGCAGACUGGUCACUUACAACUACAGUACAAGAACAACGUCGAUAUACCUGAAUAACAGUACAACAAUAAUUAUUCCACAAAGAAAGAAUAAUCACUGUUACCUGUCGAAGAGAAUUUUUGCGAUAUGUGCGUCUGUCUUGAUACCUCUCUGUUCCUUCAUUGCUCUCUCUAACGUUGAAAUGUUUCUCCAAUAACGACUCUGGUUUGUUUACGUUAUUCUGACAACUUUCUCCUCUUCUCAGCGACUUAAAAACUCUUUCUUUUAUGUCCUCCUUCGGCAAAUUCGAGGAGGAAAGCAGGAGCAACCAUGAAAACAAACCGAAACUAAAGACGGAGUUUCAUGCGCAUGCGUCACUCGUGUAAAGUUACUGGAGCUUGCACGUUUCUCACAAGGAACGUAAUGGCAGUGAUUGACAAGCCAAAGGGCCAAUCGUUGAUGUGAUGAUUGCAUCAACGAUUGGCUGAUGUUUUUAAGGCCCUACCAUAUGCACAGAUGACAUAUAUUAAUUUUAUUACUUUCAGUGCACCUAAUAAAUAGCCUUUUAGUAAAGACAUUUUUAAGUAAUAUUGCAAAAAUGUAUUAAACAAACAUCCUCUUUUCCACCUUUAAUGAUACUAUUGCAUAUGCAGUUUGUUCCAUAUAGACUGUCUCGGUUCCCCAAAUGAUGAGGCCAAAUUUACUAAGGGAUCCAGAAAAAUCAGAUUGUGAUUUGAACCAGAUAAUUGCUUAAUAAGGUCACAAAAUUCUUGGUAGUACCCAGGAUGUCAAAGUCCACAAAAGGAGGCAGAGCUUUUUCACCUUUUACUCCCAAACUCUUCCAGUGUAAAUCUAGAAAAAGUCCUACCUUUUUAGCCAAGCAUUCACAUAACACUUUUUAUAACCUUGUCCUUAAGUAAUGAAAAGUAUUAAACAAGUGCACAUGAUCAUCUUUUGCUUGAAAUAAUAUGAACAGCAGCUAUGGUUAUCCUUUUGCUUUCCUGUUUUUAUCCAUCAGGAUACCCAUACAGGUUACAGAAGCUCCAGUAUGGAUCCAGCCUCACUUGUAAAGACUUCAGAUGACGCCUACACUCUCAGAGACUUCACUGAAUUUUCUUAAGAUAGACACUAGUAACAAUUUUUUCUAAGGCAUGUUUAUUAAAUAUAUUUAAACAUCUUAAUUUAAGGCAUAGUCUAGCUUUAGCUUAGCCUUGUGUGUUAUAAAUACGUAUUUUUACAACGUUGCAAAAACGUUUAGAUUACGUUAUCAAAACGUUUUUGCAACAUUGUGAAAAUACGUAUUUAUAACGUUCAAAAAACCCGACAUUUGGUCAUAUUAAGUACGUCGGAAAAUAACGUUAUCACAAUUUUUUCACAACGUGAAAAAAGUUUUUAUAACGUUUUUGUGUUUGCUGGGAUGGUACAGUGCUUUAUAUAGAUUAAUGGUAUAUGGUACAGUCUUCCUUGCUUAAAGGUAAAUAUAACAGUGAAUGAAGAUAAUUCUUAAACUGUGUUUAGAUGUAGUUUAAUAUAGUUUAGAGUAUCAGUGAAGCAAGUUUGAGAGAUUUCUACAUAAAAUCUAUAAUGUAAAAAAUAUAAUCUUGAUAUCUUUAAUAAGGUAACAUUUUUAAAUAAGGUCUAUCUCUAUUUACAGUUGUAUUAUGCCACAUUUAACCUCCUAAGACCUGGAUGUCACAUAUGUGGACAUCAAUGUUUUUGUUGUUUGCACCAUAAUACUUAAUUCUGUGUAACUGGAACCUGUUAUACACAAACAUGGACAAAUACACUGCUUCAUGUUCAAAGAAAAAUAUUUGGUUAUUAUAUUUAUUGGUUCCCAAAAAUAGCUGGUGGAAAUCUGAUGAAAAAAAGACAAAUCAAAGCUCAGGUUCAGGAGGUUAAUUUAGGCUUUAUGAUAUCUAACCAAAGAUAGGAGAUUGUUGCAUAAAAUUGGUUUGGGGCAGACAAAAUAAUUUUGGUAGUGGAAACAUUUUUUAAGAUCUUUUCCUCUCAUCUCAUACAGUAUUUUUGUCAACCACCAUGACCCUUUAGUGUCUGUGGUGGUUCUUCAUGUCAAAUGUCCUUUAAUGUGUUAGGAAAUUAAUAUUAAGUAGUGUUUAGUGAAUUUAACCCUGCAGUAAACCCAGCAAUAUUUAACUCUGUUGAUGCUUUAACUGCUGUAAGGGAUGAGGGAUUAUUAUCUAACUUAAUGUCUGUUUUUGACUGACUGCCUGUGUUUAAAUAUUUGAUAUGUGUGAAGGAUUUUGAACAAUGAAAAAAACGUUCGUAUGUAUCAUGCAUAUAUGACCUUUGAUGCUUUUUGAUGAUUUAAAUAAAAUCUCCAUACAAUCUGAGCUUGUCUGUGUUUUACUCUCGACUAAUACUCUCUUCUUUUAACAUUACUGGUAAUUGACAUAGCGCCAUCUAGUGGUUGAAUAUGAAUAACACAAUAGGUCUAAAUAUAUGAAUACAAAAUAGCAUCUAUACAUACUGUAAAAUACAUUUUAAAAAGUAGUAAUAAGCUAAAUAAGACAUGUUAAAGAGUUUUGAUAUGAUAUUCAUAUAUAUCUACAAUAAAAAGUCCAAAAGUUGUUAAUAGUUUUAAUUUAAUAUCACAGGGGACAUAAAAAAAAUCAAUAAAAAAAACUCAUCAGAGUUGAGCAGUAAUCACAGAACAAUCACUGAACUCAAUGACAUCUAUAUAGAACGCGCCGUUGUCAAGGAACCAUUAUGACAUCACAUAACAUUAUGACAUCACAUAAUGGUUAUAAAAGGGCUCAGCCAGAUGAGACCGGUAUCAUUUGACUGAUCUGAACGCUUGCCUUUGGUUGACUCCGAACGCUACUGUACAGAUUACCAAGUGAAUUUGCAGACUUUGCAUAAGUUCGCAACUUUAAACUGCUCGACGCACUGUGUACGGACAGACAGUUUACUUAGAGUUCAACCCUCUGUAAACCGAGUCUAAGCACAGUUAAGUCUGCAGUUAUCUUUUCACAUCAUGUUUCGUCCUGUAACACCAUUGUCCGACAAGGACAUGGAAGGAACAGAUGUCGAGAAUAUGGAUUUUAUUCUGCCGAAUGCUGUGCUGAACUUUGACUAUGUCCUUGAUAUCGGACUUUCGUCACAAGUCGGGCGCGCUGCCGGUGGUUUAAAUCCAUUUGAAGGAGAAGAGGAGGAGGAGGAGAUGGUGGAUGUUUAUCCAACACAUGAGGCGAAACGCCAAAGAGUGUUUGGAGGAGAAAUGGAUUCAUUCCUACCGAAUGCUGUGUUGACCUGUGACUUUGUCUCUGAAAUCGGACUUUCGUCAGAGGUCGGAUGCGCUGCCGGGGGUUUGAAUCCAAGUGGAGGAGGAAAGGAGAAAAUCCCAACAAUGUUGGGAUGGAGAUGUGAUGAUGGAGGAAUGGAUUUUGUCCUUCCUAGUGCUGUCCCUGACAUUGUCGCGAACAACGGACAUUUGUUAGACAGACGCGCCGGGAGUUCACAUCCACGAGGAGGAGUAAAGGAGUUUACUCCUGCAUUUGAGGAGGCGAACAGCCCCACAGAAAAAUGCAAGAAUAAAAUAUUGAAAUCAUUAAUGAAGGGAUGGAAUAAAGUAAAGCAGCCAUUCCUUCAUAAUGAUAAAGUGGAAACACUGAUUCCUUCAGAGCUUAAUGCGGAUUCAGCUAAUCCUAAUCUAAAGGAUGAUGCUGGUCUGGCCAGCUCUGAAUUAAACAAUAAGAUAAAACCGGAAAAACAACGAAUGGCAUUCUUUGACUGUCUCUGGAGGGGCAAGGGGGAGUCAGUGCCGACUCCCCUGCUUAAAGCAGAUCCAGCUAUCCCUGAUGUUAGGGAAGUUGUUGAUCUUGCAUCACAGUCAAAGACCUACGUUGGUCCGAAGAAACAGAAACAAAAGGCUUUAAAGAGCCGCAAAUCUAACCUCCAGGGAGAAAAAGUGACUGUUGUGCCAACUCAACAGCCCAAGGCUAUUUCAGAUAUUCCUGUUGGCAUGGAUGUUCCUGCUCUGGCCGGCCCCCAAUCAAAACCAAAGAUUCGUCCGGAUAAACGCAAGACACUGAAGCAAUGCAUCUUUGGAUGCACCCGGAGGGGCAAAGUGGAGUCAAUGCCGACUUCACAGAUUGAGGCCGAUCCAGCUAUCCCUGAUGCCAGGGAAGUUGUUGAUCUGGCAGAUUCUCAAUCGAAUAGUGUUGGCUUAAAGAAACAAAAACAAAAGGCUUCAAAGAGCCGCUCAUUUCACAACCCUUGGGGAAAAAAAGGGAAGAGUAAAGUGAAAAAAGAUGCCGAUCCAGCCAUUCCUGAUGCCAUGGAAGGUGCGGAUCUGGCCAGUUUUGCUGGCAUCGCUGUAGCUAAUGCCAGGCUACAGAUGUUAGGUGCCAUUCCAGAGAAUAUUGGGUUAAAAGGAGGUGGAAAUCCUGCCCCAAAUAAAGCAAAAAAUCCUGAGUCAAGAGAUGUUGGAAAUCCUGAGGCAAAAGCUUUUGAAAAUCCCAGAGAUCCCUCGCCAGAAGAUAAAAAAGUUGUCAGGCCAAAAGCUUUUGAAAAUCCCAGAGAUCCGUCGCCAGAAGAUGAAAAAGUUGUGAGGCCAAAAGCUUUUGAAAAUCCCAGAGAUCCCUCGCCAGAAGAUGAAAAAGUUGUCAGGCCAAAAGCUUUUGAAAAUCCCAGAGAUCCCUCGCCAGAAGAUGAUAAAGAUGUCAGGCCAAAAGUUAUAAAUGUUGUUCAACAAGCUUUUGAAUCUCCAAGCGAGAAGAAACCAGCUGAUCCCUCAGUGCCUAAAGAGCCUUUUGAUUCUAAAUAUGAACUCUUGGAGGAUGAAUUGCUUGGGCAAGGUUACUGUGGCAAAGUGUACAAAGGGUUCCUUAUAUCGGAUGGCACUCCGGUUGCCAUCAAGCGAAUAAUCAAACGAAAGAAUGAAUGCAGUCUUCAGAUUCCUGGAUACCCCAAACAACCUAUUACAGAAGUGGUGCUGCUGCUUAAGUUAGGAGAUGCGCCCUUUUGCCCCAAUGUCAUACAGAUGUAUGACUGGUACGAGACUAAACACUGUUACAUGCUCGUGUUGGAGUACCCACUGCACAGCGAAUCCUUGUUGAAAUUUGUUCUUCGGGAAGAAAAACUAAGUGAAAAUACAGCAAGACAUCUCAUGCGUCAGGCAGUACUGGCAGUGCAACACUGUCUGGAUAAUGGAGUUUUCCAUAGCGACAUCAAACCCGGAAACUUCUUGGUACAAGAGUCAACAAUGACACUGAAGUUAAUUGACUUUGGGGUUGGAUAUACUCUGUCGCAUGACGCCUAUAAUUCCUAUGAUUCCUAUUACUUUAUGGGAGCUCCAUGUCGCACACCUCUUGAGAUCGAAACGGCUAAGAAAUUGGACAUCGUGCCAGCAAGCGUCAGGGACUUAGCUACUGUGCUGUACUUCAUGGUGGUUGGAUGUUUUCCCAGUCUUUUAGACGACUUUAAUUCCGGGUAUCUGAAUACAACUGAGAAGGAUUUAUCAAAGGAAAUCUGCGAUCUGUUAAGAUGGUGCCUGGCUCUGAAUCCAAGUGAUCGUCCGACGCUCAAGCAGAUCUUAGAUCAUGAUUGGUUUAAAACUGAGUCUGACGAAGAAGAGAUACUCGUAUACUAAAUGAGGUAACAGACCAAGGCACUAUCCACACAAAUAUAAAAAGGAUGAAGCUGAAUGACUGAAGGAGAGGGGAAUGAUUGGAGAUGCUGUUUUCAUCAUCCUGAGACAUAUGGAGUUUGAAGGAGGUUUUAUUUCAGCCUCAGACUUCAUGAACACAGACCGCUGGCUGAACGUCUGAUGCAGAUCCUGUCUCAUCCUUGAACACAUUAAAAAAUUUUUUUUUAAUUCUUAAUGUUUUUAUAUUUUAAAGUUGUAUAAUAUAGUUUCUAAUAUAUAGUAAGUCCUCUAUAGAAUCAGCUAUGUCUGGCUCUCUCUUUAGGGUUUUUUUUUGUCCUAGGAGUUUAGAGAGUCAGGUUUAACUUAGAUCUCUCUUCUAUACAUUACAUUAUCACAACGCUCGCUAGUUUAGUUUAAUCUGUACUUUGCAACUUUUGUUGUCCCUUGAUUUUUCUGUUUUUUUUUUUAUUAAUGUAAAGCUGCUUUGAAAUAAUUAAACAAUUCUGAAAAGUGCUACAGUAUAUAAAUGUAAUUGAAUUGAAUAUGGAAGACUUUUCUUUAGCAGAUGUUUUAAUUUGCUUUUUUACAUUUUUUUAUUUGAUCAAACUGAUUUACUUGGGUUGCUUGUGUAAAUGUUUUUCAUAUGCAAUAUCAAACCUUUGACCUUGGUAUAAAAUACUGGGAGUUAACGUAGUACAUCCAAUCAGACACAAUGUUAAACCUGAUGCUGUUUUAACCCAAAUAAAUUAGUACACUUGACCUUAACCAUAAAAUAUACUCUUCAUUACUUUGUGUUUUAGUUUAAUUUGCAUGAUUUCUCUCAAUCAUCAAGACAUUUUGAUUAACUUAUUUAAUUUGUUCCCACAGCAAAUUUAGAGUCUCUGUGUCUAACCCGCUAGCGCCACCAACAGUUGCACUUAUGUUUUUGCUUAUAACUUCUGAUCCGUAAGUCCUAGAAACAAAAUUCUUGCUGAUUCCUUGGCUCAAGACGAUUCGAUUGGACCCUAUGACGUCAGUUUCCGUCAUGAAAAUUUUUCCGGCAUUUUGAAUUAUUUGAAAAACAUACUUUUUCGAACUCGUCCUAGAGCUUUUGCCGGAUUUCUACGAAAAUUGGUAAAGAAUUUCAAUA